UAUAUGAGAUUGGCGAAAGUGAAAUUCAGUCUGUGCGAAUCUGUUUUGAAUUGUUGACAGUACUUUGUUAAGGAUAUGGCCGGUCGCGAAGAAGAUGAAAGAAGAUAUCCACGCAACUUACAGGGAGUAAUGCAGUUUGCUCUUAAUCAUUCAGAUGAUCCCACGAAUUCAUCUUCCAGUGCGUUCCAGGAAAUGAGUAAGGAGAGAAGAGAAUGGCUCCAGGAAGCAUUAUCAUCUAUAGCUGAGGACACAGAUGUCAAAAGAAUGAUGAAAUAUUUACAAAUUUUGGAAAAACCUUGUGACACAAAUAAUGCUGAUGAUGACCUUGGGGAGAAGGAAGAUGCAUUUGAGGAAUUGUCCAUGAUUGUUGAAGAUUUAGAUAAUGCAAACGAUUUUCACAAGAUUGGAGGCUAUCAGGUGAUGAUUAAAUGCCUCUCAAGUGAACACAGCUCUUUAAGAUGGAGAGCAGCUGACAUUUUGGCAGUGUGUGUUCAGAAUAAUCCAUAUUGCCAAAAGGCAGCAAUGGAAAUGAACAUCCUUCCAACACUUACUUCUUUGCUUGAAACUGACCAGUUGGAUCAAGUGAGAAUCAAAGCUUUAUAUGCAAUAUCAGGUUUAACAAGAGAUUUUCCCAAAGCUGAGGAGGCAUUUUUAAAAGAUGAUGGAGUUUCGAUGUUAUUUCGAACAAUGCAAGCAGAAAAUGAAAAACUGAUAACCAAGUCUGCCUUCAUGACAAGGAAUUUGCUGAUGACAAAUCCUACACUUAAAGAAACUCUCUUCAAGAUGGGCCUUACUGAGCAGCUUGUUGGAUUAUUACGAGGUCCUCAGAAUUCCUCUCGAGCACAUGUAAUAAAUCUGUUCAAGACCUUUGUGAUGGAUUAUCCACCAGCCAUAAAUGACUGCCAAAGACCUGAAUUUGAUUUGGAGAGACUUCUGUCAUCUAUAAUUACAUCCAGUAUGGAAGAUGACCCAGAUGCACACGAGGAUAUGAUCCUUAAUUGCAAGGAAUUGCUGAAUAUUUGCUUCAAAAAAUAGAAACAUUCUCAGCCCAGCUCUGGAAGUAAUUUAAGAUGGUUUACUGUAAAAUAAACUAAGUUCCAAUCCGCACUCCUCUCAAAUUUGUUUUUGUUAAUUAGCUCUCAUGUUUUAAUAAGUAACUCCUAAGUAAACACUUUCAUUCCAGUAAGUGCCCUGUACCAUUAAGCACCCCUUAUUCCACUAAGCAUCAAUAGAAGUGCCCCUAUUCUGUUGUGUGUGGCAUUUUUGUAGUUUUCCCUGUAUUUGAAUUAAGUUAUUAAAUUGAAUAAAGUAGUCAAAUUAGCAUUGUUCUACAAAUUAGGUUGUUUUUGUGACAGUAGAUUUGAGAUGUGGAAUGAAAUAGCAAUGCACAAAUAAUUGUUGGUGGAAAAUGUCAACUGUUUAUGUGAUGUAGGCCUGAUUAACAACAACUGAUCACAUGCCCAGAUUCAACUCUGCAAAUAAAUUCAUUAAGUAUAUAUGACACAAGUGAAUAGUCCUUUUUGGACUCACAGAUUGGCUGGUUCCAAAGUGAAUAGCAAGUACUAUUCACCUCUGGGUAACUGAAGAAACAAAACCAUGUGUCAAGAGUUUAAUUUCCAACCUUUUGCAGUAUACUGAGAGAAAUAAACUAAUUUUUUUGGCA
Molecule: messenger RNA, 1663 nt
Organism: Pocillopora verrucosa
Lineage: Eukaryota; Metazoa; Cnidaria; Anthozoa; Scleractinia; Pocilloporidae
Product: hsp70-binding protein 1
Cellular component (GO): endoplasmic reticulum
Molecular function (GO): adenyl-nucleotide exchange factor activity
Source: RefSeq, a predicted model, not a curated record